Closterium sp. Yama58-4 is the source of this 258-nucleotide messenger RNA. The record is from the annotation of a GenBank genome assembly. Lineage: Eukaryota; Viridiplantae; Streptophyta; Zygnematophyceae; Desmidiales; Closteriaceae.
AUGCACAGCGGUGCAGGGCGGUGGGUGGAGGCGGCUGAAUGCUUCUCCCAGGCGAUCAACCACUCCAAGGAGCGUGCUGACGUGGCGGUACAGCUGGCAGCUCACCUGGGCGCGGGUGUGGCAUUGGCGCAGCAGGUGGGUUCCAGUGCAUGUGAAUCAUUUAACUCUCGUCCUGUCUGUAUACGCCUGUGGUGUUUUGAGACGUCUCAAAACAUCUCUUUUAUCUCGUCCUGUCUGUAUACGCCUGUGGUGUUUUGA